Messenger RNA from Puma concolor (puma), 3576 nucleotides. The record is from RefSeq and is a predicted model, not a curated record. Lineage: Eukaryota; Metazoa; Chordata; Mammalia; Carnivora; Felidae.
AUGAGGACCACAGUUAGGGCAGAUCAGUGUGGUAACUCUUCUUUGAUAAUCCUCAAAAAUGAGAAGUCAUUGGAGGGCCCUCGGUCAGCUGCUGAGUCCCAGUCCAGCGUUGGCUCUAUCCUCUGCUGCAGCCGACUCCGCCAGGUUCAGAGCAUCUUGACCCAGAGCAGCAAGUCUCAACCCGAUGGGAUCCUCUGCAUCCUAGGAAUCGAUAGCAGGUACAAUGAAGGCUGCAGAGAGCUGGCAAAUUAUCUUCUGUUUGGUUUGUACAAUCAGAAUGCAAGUGAUUUUGAGAAAACAGGGUUUUCUGAAGAAGUUCUAGAUGAUGUAAUUAUAUUGGUAAAAUCAGAUAGUGUCCAUCUGUACUGUAAUCCUGUGAACUAUCGCUAUCUCUUACCCUAUGUGGCACAUUGGAGAAAUCUGCAUUUCCAUUGCAUGACCGAAAAUGAGUAUGAAGAUGAGGAAGCUGCAGAAGAAUUUAAAAUUGCCAGCUUUGUGGACAUGGUUCGAGACUGUAGUAGAAUUGGCAUUCCUUACAGCUCCCAAGGUCACUUGCAGAUAUUUGAUAUGUUUGUAGUAGAGAAGUGGCCAAUUGUACAGGCCUUUGCACUUGAGGGCAUUGGAGGGGAUGGAUUUUUUACCAUGAAAUAUGAGCUGCAGGAUGUGAGUUUGAAUCUAUGGAACGUCUACAGCAAGAUGGAUCCUAUGUCUCUGGAGAGUUUGCUUUCAGAAGAUUUGGUGGCUUUUGAACAUCAGUGGACUAGCUUCUUUGCUAAUUUUGAUACAGAAAUUCCUUUCCUGCUGGAACUUUCUGAAUCUCAAGCGGGUGAGCCAUUCAGAAGUUACUUCAGUCAUGGAAUGAUCUCCAGCCAUAUAACUGAAAACAGCCCUAAUAGGCAGCCAUUCGUUCUCUUUGGUAAUCACUCCACACGAGAAAACCUGAACGCUGGCAACUUUAACUUCCCUUCUGAAGGGCACCUGGUACGCAGCACUGGUCCCAGUGGGAGCUUUGCCAAACACAUGGUAGUACAGUGCGUCUCACCGAAGGGGCCCCUUGCCUGUUCAAGAACAUACUUUUUUGGAGCUACCCACGUUCCUUACUUGGGUGAUGAGAGUAAGCUGCCCAAGAAAACUGAACAAAUUAGGCUCUUGUCCCAGGUGUAUGCUGCCGUUAUUGAGGCUGUUUUGGCUGGCAUUGCAUGUUAUGCUAAAACUUCCAGUCUAACAAAGGCCAAGGAGGUAGCUGAGCAGACCCUGGGAUCCGGGUUAGAUUCCUUUGAUUUGACACAGUUUAAGGCAGGCCUACGCUCCAAGAUGACUUUUCAUAUACAUGCUGUGAAUAAUCACGGAAGGAAUGUGCCUCUGGACAGUGAAGAUAGCUUAUAUUUCGUGAAGACGGCUUGUAUGACUGUCUAUGACAUUCCUGACUUGCUGGGAGGAAGGGGGUGCUUAGGGUCUGUGGUCUUCUCAGAAUCCUUUUUGACAUCUCAGAUCUUGGUUAAAGAAAAGGAUGGCACUGUUACCACAGAAACCAGCUCCAUAGUCCUGACAGCCGCCAUACCCAGAUUCUGCUCCUGGCUGGUAGAAGAUAAUGAAGUAAAAUUGUCUGAGAAAACCCAGCAAGCAGUUAAGGGGGAUGCCUGUUUCCUGGGCACUUUUCUAACAGGAGGAGAAGGAGCAUAUCUUUAUUCCAGCAACCUACACUCCUGGCCUGAGGAAGGGAAAGUGCAUUUCUUCUCUAGUGGUCUUCUGUUUUCUCACCGUCAUCACGGAAGUAUCGUCCUUUCCAAGGAUCACAUGAAUUCCAUUUUAUUCUAUGAUGGGGAUUCCACCAGUGUUGUUGCUGCCCUUCUGAUAGAGUUCAAAAGUUCUCUGCUUCCUCAUCUCCCAGUUCAUUUCCAUGGAUCAAGCAAUUUUCUGAUGAUUGCCCUUUUCCCCAGAUCAAAGAUAUACCAAGCAUUUUACUCAGAGGUCUUCUCCCCCUGGCAACAGCAGGCUAACUCAGGGCUGUCUUUAAAAGUGAUCCAGGAAGAUGGAUUAUCUGUGGAACAAAAGAGAUUACACUCCAGUGCGCAGAAGCUCUUCAGUGUCCUGAGCCAUUCUGCUGGGGAGAAACGGAGUCCUCUAAAGCUACUCCCAGCCAAACUCCCAGAGCUGGACUGGUUUCUUCAGCAUUUUGCCAUCAGCAGCAUUAGUCGAGAGCCUGUGAUGAGGACCCAUCUCCCAGUCCUGCUACAGCAAGCUGAAAUCAACCCUUCUCACCGAGUAGAAAAUGACAAGGUAACUAUCAGCAUUGUAACUGGCCUCCCAGGCUGUCAUGCUAGCGAGCUCUGUGCUUUCCUGGUCACUCUGCAUAAGGAAUAUGGCAGGUGGAUGGUAUACCGCCAAAUCAUGGACAGCUCCGAAUGUUUUCAUGCUGCCCACUUCCAGAGAUACCUUUCCAGUGUCCUGGAGGCCCAGCAGAACCGCUCUGCCCGCCAGUCAGCCUACAUCCGCAAGAAGAUUCGACUGCUAGUGGUGUUGCAAGGCUACACAGAUGUCAUUGAUGUUGUCCAGGCCCUGCAGACCCAUCCAGACUCAAAUGUCAAGUCCUCCUUCACCAUUGGUGCCAUCACGGUGUGUGUGGAGCCCCUGAGCUGCUACAUGGACCACAGAUUUCUCUUUCCUAAAUGUCUCGACCAGUGUUCACAAGGCCUGGUGAGUAAUGUGGUAUUCACCAGUCACACCACGGAGCAGAGGCACCCUCUCCUUGUCCAGCUGCAGACCCUCAUCAGGGCUGCCAAUCCUACUGCAGCCUUCAUUCUUGCAGAAAAUGGGAUUGUCACCAGGAAUGAAGACAUUGAGCUGAUUCUCUCAGAAAAUAGUUUUUCAAGUCCUCAGAUGCUGCGAUCUCGAUAUUUAAUGUACCCCGGCUGGUAUGAAGGUAAAUUUGAUGCUGGAUCAGUCUUUCCACUAAUGGUUCAGAUCUGCGUAUGGUUUGGUCGUCCUUUGGAGAAGACUCGUUUUGUGGCCAAGUGUAAAGCAAUUCAGUCUUCCAUCAAGCCAAGUCCCUUCUCUGGAAACAUCUACCACAUCCUGGGCAAAGUGAAGUUUUCAGACUCUGAGAGGACCAUGGAGGUCUGCCACAACACUCUGGCCAAUUCCUUGAGCAUCGUCCCAGUUUUAGAAGGACCCUCGCCACCACCCGAUUCCCGAAGCACACCUCAGGACAGCAACGGGCAGCAGGAGAGCUACCUCGUGUUCAUUGGCUGCUCCCUGAAGGAAGAAAACAUCAAGGACUGGCUGCGGCAGUCAGCUAAGCAGAAGCCUCAGAGGAAAGCCCUGAAGACCAGGGGGAUGCUGACCCAGCAGGAGAUCAGGAACAUCCAUGUGAAACGCCACCUGGACCCCCUGCCUGCAGGCUACUUUUACAAUGGCACCCAGUUUGUCAACUUCUUUGGUGACAAGACUGAUUUUCACCCACUCAUGGACCAGUUCAUGAAUGACUACGUGGAAGAAGCCAACCGGGAAAUCGAGAAGUAUAACCGGGAGCUGGAGCAGCAGGAGUAUCACGACCUCUUUGAGCAGAGGCCCUAG